GGUAGUAAAGAUACCGUUGUAGACUUAACUAUUUUUCAAGAGCAGAAAGCUAAGCGAAUUUUUACAUACGUUGAUAAUAAAUAAAUUGUCUGAUAAGAUACAUGGCUGCAACCCUAUUCGCUCUGUUUAGUUAUCGUGAAUUUUACACAUUUAUAAGUCUGAACCUUUAGACUUCGUGGAAAUAACGGUUUAGUUAAAACGAAAUAAUUGUGAACACAGGUGGUAAAAGUAAAAAAUAACUUGAAGGUACUUGAAUUACAACAAUCAACAUCUCUAUAAAAAUUUACAGAUUUUCCACCCUCAGUUUCGAAAAUCAAAUAGUAGUCAUCGAGACUAUUUUUUACCAUGAUUGAUCCUAGUUCAAGUGAGGAGGAAGGCGAAGAUGACCCCAUUGCCAAUGUGCCAUCGAAAGGACGUCUUACACAUGCGCCCAAGGGAGCAAAUACCGUUUCUAUAACAGGUGGAUCUUCCGGUCCCGGUGUAGGAUCAAAUAUUCCUACAUCUGGCUCUAAUGGUGAUCUGGUCGGGAAUCAGAGACAAUCUAAUAUUAAUACCAUUGGAAACCGAAAUGAUUCUGGAAACAUAUGUGUGGCGGCAGGCUUACAAGUCUCCUCUAACAAAAAUGAACAAACACACGGUAGCCGAGUUGAAGGCGGGAAUCUCGAGGUGCCCAACAACUGUAUUCCGAGUGGUAUUUCGCAAGAAACUUUAAAUCAAAGUAUUGGAUCAUCGAGGGCCAACUCAUUGCCGCGGCCAUUGUCACCAUCACCAUCUUUAACCAGCGAGAAGCCUGAAACUGGAGAUCCGCAUGACAAACAUGAACGGGAAGAAGAGGAACGCAAACGACGAAUUCAACUAUAUGUGUUUAUAUCACGAUGCAUUUCGUACCCCUUCAAUGCUAAACAGCCUACGGACAUGACUAAGCGGCAAACAAAAAUAACAAAACAGCAGCUGGAAAUUAUAACUCAACGAUUUCAAGCGUUUCUUAAAGGUGAAACCCAAAUAAUGGCAGAUGAAGCAUUUCAAAACGCUGUACAGAGUUAUCAUGACGUGUUUCUAAAAUCGGAACGAGUUUUAAAGAUGGUGCAAUCUGGAGCAUCAUCGCAACAUGAUUUUCGCGAAGUUUUUCGCAACAACAUAGAAAAACGAGUCAGGUCUUUACCUGAGAUCGAUGGUCUUAGUAAGGAAACCGUAUUGACUUCUUGGAUGGCAAAAUUCGACAUAAUAUUAAAAGGAACUGGAGAAGAGGAUUCGAAGAGACCUUCUCGGAUGCAGCAAUCACUAAAUAGCGAACUAAUUCUUUCCAAAGAGCAAUUGUAUGACAUGUUUCAGCAAAUAUUGUUAGUAAAAAAAUUUGAGCAUCAAAUUUUAUAUAACGCCUUAAUGUUAGAUUCUGCCGAUGAGCAAGCAGCGGCUAUAAGACGGGAAUUAGACGGAAGAAUGCAACGCGUAGGAGAAAUGGAAAAGAAUCGAAAGCUUAUGCCAAAAUUUGUACUCAAGGAAAUGGAGUCUCUUUACGUUGAGGAACUAAAGUCGUCAAUAAAUCUUCUGAUGGCAAAUCUUGAAUCUCUUCCAGUAUCAAAAGGAAAUAUGGAUAGUAAAUAUGGACUUCAAAAACUUAAACGUUAUAAUCACAGUACACCGUCAUUUUUGAAAUUAAUUCUGCGAUCCCACGGAUCCUUGUCUAAGCUGGAGGGUGACUCAGAGGAUGGUUCUACGCAAUUGACAAAAUUAGAUGUUGUACUUACCUUUCAAUUGGAAGUAAUUGUUAUGGAGGUUAAAGGACUUAAAUCAUUAGCUCCCAAUCGUAUUGUUUACUGCACAAUGGAAGUUGAAAAUGGAGAGAAGCUUCAAACGGAUCAAGCGGAGGCAUCAAAACCAAUGUGGGAUACACAAGGCGAUUUUACAACCACACAUCCACUGCCAGUUGUCAAGGUCAAACUGUACACAGAGAACCCCGGAAUGCUGGCAUUGGAGGAUAAAGAACUAGGAAAAGUAACCCUAAAACCUACUCCUCUUUCUUCCAAAUCACCUGAGUGGCAUAGAAUGGUUAUUCCGAAAAACCUUCCAGACCAAGAUAUACGUAUUAAGAUAGCUUGCCGACUUGAUAAGCCUUUAAAUAUGAAACAUUGUGGGCACCUAUAUGCGAUCGGGAAAUCAGUGUGGAAAAAAUGGAAAAGGCGUUAUUUUGUCUUAGUUCAAGUAUCCCAAUAUACCUUUGCGAUGUGUAGUUAUAAGGAAAAAAAAUCGGAGCCGUCUGAGAUGAUGCAGCUUGAUGGAUAUACAGUAGAUUACAUCGAAGCCGCCAGUGCAAACCUAAUGUUUGGCAUCGACCUAAAUGGUGGACGCUUUUUCUUCAACGCUGUUCGCGAGGGUGAUAGUAUUUCUUUUGCUUGCGAUGAUGAGAACGAAUGCAGUCUGUGGGUCAUGGCAAUGUACAGGGCGACUGGUCAGUCUCAUAAGCCAACUCCACCAAUAACACAAGACAAAAAUUCAGCGAUGUCAAAAAUUCAAGGUGACGCAGACAAAGCACGUAAGCAUGGGAUGGAAGAUUUUAUAAGCACCGAUCCUUGUACUUUUGACCAUGCUACACUUUUCAAAACAUUACAAAACCUCACACUGGAGUAUAGGCUUAACGACCCAUAUGCAUCUUUGGGGUGGUUUAGUCCUGGUCAAGUUUUCGUGUUGGACGAAUAUUGUGCGCGUUACGGUGUGCGGGGAUGUUACCGACAUUUAUGCUACCUUUCUGAUUUACUGGAUCGUGCGGAAAAACAACAUAUGAUAGACCCUACUCUAAUUCACUAUUCUUUUGCGUUUUGCGCGAGCCAUGUUCACGGAAACCGACCUGAUGGAGUGGGUAGCAUAACGCAUGAAGAAAAGGAAAAGUUUUCAGAAAUCAAAGAACGCCUACGUCAGUUACUGGAGUUUCAAAUAACGAAUUUUAGAUACUGCUUUCCCUUUGGUCGCCCUGAAGGUGCCCUCAAAGCGACAUUAUCAUUGCUAGAGAGAGUUCUUAUGAAAGACAUUGUUACUCCGGUUCCACCUGAAGAAGUUCGCCAAAUGAUAAAAAAAAGCUUAGAGACCGCAGCGCUUGUAAAUUACACACGUCUCUCAAAUAAAGCUAAAAUUGAAGAGGACUUGCGAGGAGAAGUUAUUGUGCCAGCCCCGAAAAAAUUGGAGGACUUAAUACACUUAGCAGAACUUUGUGUUGAUUUGUUGCAACAAAAUGAGGAACAUUAUGGAGAACUGCGCAAACAUGACAAAAUGGAUAAAAGUAAAAUACGUAAGGAAGAUGGUGAUGUAUCAGGAGGCCACAAUGAAAGCGAUGUUAAUUUAACAGCCGGUACUGGACUCACUAGCACAUCUGAACUGGCUUCUGCAGCAUCAACUGAUGGAUCGUCAUUUCGUUAUUGUAUGCCGACACAUGCAGUAUAUACCACGCCAGUACCAACGGCAUUUGCAUGGUUUAGCGACUUGCUGGUUGAACACGCGGAGAUAUUUUGGUCUCUAUUUGCAGUUGAUAUGGAUAGAGUUUUAUCUGAGCAAGCUCCUGAUACAUGGGAUUCUUUCCCAUUGUUCCAAAUUUUAAAUGAUUAUUUAAGAGCUGAUGAUAAUUUGCGUAAUGGGCGUUUUCAUCAGCACCUUCGUGACACUUUCGCCCCAUUAGUGGUGCGGUACGUUGAUCUGAUGGAAUCUUCGAUAGCUCAGUCAAUUCAUAAGGGAUUUGAAAAAGAACGCUGGGAAAGCAAAGGGAUUAAUGCUGCUUUGAACCCUGCAGCAUUAAACAAUGCUGCCCAGGCGCUCAAUACAGCAGCACUCAACCCAUCAAUGCUACUCAGCGGCAAAAAAGAUCAAGUAAAUUUUUAUGUGCCGAAGUUACCAAAGCAAUCAAAUUCAACAGCGGCCAGCGACGAAAUGAGAAACGGGUGUGCCACCUCCGAAGAUUUGUUUUGGAAACUAGAUGCUCUACAAUCUUUCAUAAGAGACCUGCACUGGCCUGACGCAGAGUUUCGACAACAUUUAGAACAGCGCCUUAAAAUGAUGGCCGUCGAUAUGAUAGAGCAAUGUAUACAACGAACUGAUUCGUCUUUUCAGUCAUGGCUGAAAAAAAACAUCGCCUUCAUAUCGACUGAUUAUAUUUUACCUUCUGAAAUGUGCGCAAUGGUCAAUGUGAUAUUAGAUGCUAAAAAUCAAAGCUUUAAAUUGACUACUAUUGACGGCAUUGAUUUGUAUAAAUUUCAUGCAAAAAUUGACGACCAAAUCGACAAAGCGAAUGUAGCUAUGACACAAGGUCUUAGCGGUAAACUUAUGUCAGUGCUAGAGUCGACUUUGUCAAAACUAGCACGAUACGAUGAAGGUAGCUUAAUAGGCUCGAUUCUUAGUUUUACAAAUGUUUCGAGCUCAGGAAAAGAUCUUGGACAAGGAUAUGUUAAUUUCUUUCGAAAUAAUAUGGAUCAAGUACGAGGAAAGAUUGGCGACGACUUAUGGACUUUAAAUUUUUUUGAGCAGUGGUACUCGCAGCAGAUUAAUAUGCUAUGCAAUUGGCUGUCGGAACGUUUGGACCAUGCUCUGCACUAUGCUCAAGUUUCAUCUAUUUCUCUUAUAAUCAAGAAAAUAUAUUCAGACUUCGAAUUACAAGGUGUAUUGGAAGAUAAGUUAAAUUCUAAAGCAUAUCAGGCGGUCGCACAGCGGAUGGCAACUGAGGAAGCGACAUGUGCCUUGACAAUGCCUGACGUUAGCGAAGAUGAACCCUGCGACGAUCUUCGAGAAGGGGAGGAAGAAGACACUGGCGACGAAACUACCUCUAACAUACCAAGGGGCUUACCAAAACCAAAAGUAGCUGCCGCUCAAGCUGCUGCUGUUACCAACGUGGUUGCUGGCCGUGUGGGAAAUUUACUGGGCAAAGGCAUUGGCGGGCUUAGUUCGAAAUUAGGAAGCGGAAGUUGGUUCUAGACGCUGAUAGUGUUUUAAAUUUUGUAAUGAAUAGCUAUUUUUUUUUUAAUUCCUCUUCUUUACUAGAAAUAUCAUUAAUUUACAUUUCUUAAUGAUUUAAGGUGGCAUUAAUAAUAUACAAAUACACAGCUUUAAAAAGGAAUUUAUACCUUUGUCAAUAAGUUGUUAACACCCGAACAAAUAAUUAUCUAGCCACUUUAUUAGGGAGAAACCAAUAUAGCUACUUUGCCUUUUGCUUCUUUGAUGUUAAAACUAAAUAAAAAUGUACUACCCUAUUACUACUUUACUAAAUAUAACGUAUUAAAUCCCAACUUAAUCUAAACAAAUAUAUAAAUAGUAUAGUUUAUCAUGAGUUUUGAAGGAUAUAUCAAUAAUAUGGUCUCCCGCACGUCAUAACUGAAAGCUGAGCUGUUACCUGGCCCAAUCUGCCUUCUCCAAAAAAUAAUUAUGUUAUUCGUAACUAAAUACAUAUUUUUGGCUCAUCAGCUGGCUGAAAAAAGCCCACAGUAAGGGUUCAGAUAUCAGUUCUGUUUAUAGUUUAGGUAUGCGUGCGUGCGUGCGGCAAUUUAAGAGAUAGAUAAUUAUUUUAUUUGCUGGACUAACUGAAUAUAUUUGGCAUUUGAAAAACUGUUAAAAGUUUUACUUACUAUCCCUAAUAUUUCUAGAAGUAAUACGUACUUUACUGUCAGAAAAACUAAUUUAUGAGUUUCUACCUGUUAAUAGAUAAACGAAUAAAUAACACACUUGCUUUUCAUAAUCAAAA
Messenger RNA from Drosophila takahashii, 5716 nucleotides. NCBI's taxonomy places the organism in Eukaryota, Metazoa, Arthropoda, Insecta, Diptera, Drosophilidae. The record is from RefSeq and is a predicted model, not a curated record.